Cygnus atratus (black swan) is the source of this 2264-nucleotide messenger RNA. It is a transcript of the gene WDR4, whose product is annotated as WD repeat domain 4. The record is from RefSeq and is a predicted model, not a curated record. The coding region runs from base 16 to 1293 and encodes 425 amino acids. Gene Ontology annotation, molecular function: protein binding; tRNA (guanine(46)-N7)-methyltransferase activity. Lineage: Eukaryota; Metazoa; Chordata; Aves; Anseriformes; Anatidae. Gene Ontology annotation, cellular component: tRNA methyltransferase complex; nucleus; cytosol. The transcript is spliced from 11 exons. Gene Ontology annotation, biological process: RNA (guanine-N7)-methylation.
CCGCACGUGGCGGCCAUGGCGGGCGGCGGCCGAGAUGGCGGCGGGGGAAGGCGGGGAGCCGGCACCGGGCCCGGCCCGGCCGUGGCGCUCCGCGGGCCGCUCAUGGCCGCCGCGGGGGGCAGCCGGCUGCUGGCGGCGCGGUACCGGGAGCACGGGGACGAUAAUCUCUUCGUGUAUGAUUGCACCAAUGUGGAAAAGAAGGCCUUAGAAAACAAACGACAGGAUGGACAACCAACAGAUAAAGGAAGCGAUGACAUCCUAGCUUUUGCCUUCUCUUCAUCAGGAGAUUAUUUUGUCUUGACAGAUGACAACAAACGUCUGAUUCUGUUUCGUACUAAGCCUUCCUGGGAAUGUAUUAGCAUCAGGUCUGUGAAUCGGAGAUGCACAUCCGUCGUUAUUACAGCUGCUGAGGAUAAAAUUCUGGUUGCAGACAAAUCUGGUGAUGUCUAUUCUUACUCAAUAACAGAGCCACAAGCAGAAGGCAAACUUGAACUGGGGCACUUGUCUAUGCUACUGGGUGUGGCACUGAGCCCUGACGACCGCUAUAUCUUAACUGCGGAUAGAGAUGAGAAGAUCAGAGUGAGUUUGACUAAAGCUCCUUAUAACAUUGUAUCCUACUGCUUGGGACACAAAGAGUUUGUAAGCAGAAUAUUAGUAGUACCCAACUAUCCUGAUCUGCUGUUGUCUGCUUCUGGGGAUGGCACUCUGAGACUUUGGCACUAUAAAAGCGGGGAAGAAGUCUACUGCUGUCAUCUAAGCAGUGUCUGUGGGCCUGAUGCAACCAAAACAGACCAGAAAUACACUGUGACAAGAAUAGCCUACUGCUGUCAAGGAGGUUAUGUUGCUGUUCUGUGUGACUGUAUUCCCACAGUCUACAUCUUUCAGCUUGAUGCCGUUGCCCAGCAGCUAGUUUACAGACAGCAAAUCUCUUUGAAACAUAAAGGCUGGGACAUUGCAUUUGAGGAAGCAGGAGAUAUCUGGAUUUUGCAGGAAGAUAGCGAAGCCCCUCUUCAGUUGUACAGACCGUGUGAUGGACAGUGGAAGCCUGUAACUGAUGAUGAAGGAUUACAGAGGAUGUCAAAAUAUCUGCGUGACAACUGGACAGUGUUUGAAGGAUUUGUUGGUGCAGAGAGCCACUACAGCAGUCUCUACAAAGCUUCAUUUGAUAACACGACCGUCUACCUACAGAGGAAAGAGGAAAGGUUGCAGCAGCAGAAAAAGAAAAGGCAGGAUCUGCAACAUGGUUCUAAUGGACAAACAAAAAAGAUCAAAAUAGAAGAGCCAUCGCUAUAACACCACCUGUUGUUAGCUUGUAACUUCUGUCUUGACAAAAAGAACUCAUCUGGCUGUAGACUUUUUUUUUAAUGUAAAAUGUAGAAGAUUGGUUUAAACAUACAUUCAGAUUCAGGUUUUCAGGAAGCCUGAUAUGACAAUAUCCUGCUUGCAGCAGAUAUUUUAUAUGUGUAAGCUUCUAACAGCAUAAAAAUGUCAGCAGUUCAGUCCUAGAAAUCUCUAAUGCAUGCUAUGUGAAUAUUGGAGAUGGUUAUUUUCCUUGAAACGGGAUUUUCUUUUUGCCUACUGUGUUCAGGCUUGCAUUUUCAGGUGGAAGUGCACAGAUUAAAAUUGACUUUUUAAAAAACUUUUUUUUUAAGGUCUGAUAGUUAACAUAACUAACAUAGUAUAACAUAGUUAACAUAACUAACAUAGUAUAACUGGCUAUGGGGAAGGGAAUACUGCAAAAUUCUUGUUGUAUAUGAAAGGUUUUAGCUGAGGCUUAACUGUCUCUGUUUUUACCCCUUAUCUUCACUUUACCUGGUAAAGCUUCUGCCUAGCUUCUAAUCCAAUGCUUCUUUAUACAGGAAGGAGUGCAAAAACAGAUUUUAUACACUGGAAAGUUUAAAAAAAAAAAAAAAAAGUGUCAGUUAACUUUGUACUAUUGGAAGAUCCUUUUGUUGCAAUAUGAUCCUAGUGCCUCUGUGAAACUUACUUGGGAGGCCUAUGAGCAAUACUUUGGAAUGCAUUCUGCUUCUUUGAACAAGUACUUUCAUACUGCAAUUAGCCAAGAAACACAUCUUUUUGAAAAGUUAACCAGCAGGAGCCUUUUGGGGUCACUUGUUGCUCCUUCGACAGGCAGAAGAUGCCAUCUGUUAGAUGAAUGUGUAUCAUGUCUGUAUGGAAUAUGAUAUAUUUCAGCUGAGACUGUAAAACCAGAUGUUGAAAUCUGUACAAUCCAUUAAAAGUAUUCAGAAUUAGCCGAAGAAUCA